GCCAGCACACUGAGAACAACAUGGAUGGUCUGCCACUGGACAAUUUCACUUUUGAUGACAACGGGACUUUUAAUGUGACAGAAGUGGAGGACCAAAGCCAGGUUCUCGGGCUUCGAAUGAGCUUAACGGCAAGUGUCCUGGUUGGCACUGUCCUCAGCUGCAUAUGUCUCCUAACAAUAGCAGGCAACAUCCUCGUAGUGCUGGCAGUCUGCCUGGAACGCAGCCUGCGCACGAACAUCGGCUACUUCUACAUCAACCUGGCGAUAGCAGACCUCCUGUUGGGCUGCCUGGUGCUGCCGUUCUCCGCCGCGAGGGAGCUGCUGAACUACUGGCCGUUUGGAGAAGCUCUGUGCGAGCUGUGGGCCGCGGUGGACGUGCUCUGCUGCACCGCGUCCAUCUUCAGCCUCUGCAGCAUCAGUCUCGACCGGUACAUCGGAGUCACCCGACCCCUCCACCACAACAUGAUCGUCACCAAGCGGCGAGUGGUGGUCAUCCUCGUCGCUGUUUGGGCAAUCUCUGCCGCCAUCUCCGUCGGCCCUCUCUUCGGUUGGAAGCACCCGAAGUCCUAUCAGAACAGUCAGUGUAAUAUCAACGGCAGUCCGAGCUACAUCAUCUUCUCUGUCGUGGGCUCUUUCUACGUCCCCGCAUUCAUCGUUCUGUACGUCUACCGCCAGGUGUACCGAGCCGCCGUGAGGGAGACGUCCAAGCUGAUGAUAACGCUGAAGGCCCAGGAGGACAGGAAUCCUGCGUCGGCAGAAUCCGUCCGAAUCCACCGGGGAAAAACCGUCACCGCCGAAAGUCGUCAGUCUCCUCCACGACUAAGUCCCAACUCAAGCAAGCCCCGGAUGGUGAAGGAGGCUCUCGGCUCCGUGAAGAACAGGAUCGAGAAGUUCACAAAGGAGAAGAAGGCCGCAAAGACAGUUGGCAUCAUCGUAGGCGUCUUCCUCGUCUGCUGGCUUCCCUUCUUCAUCAUGUACCCCAUAGACUCAAUGAUUGUGAAGGUCCCAGAGCUCCUCAUCACUAUGGCCUUCUGGCUCGGCUACUGCAACAGUUUCCUCAACCCCAUCAUUUACGCAUGCUCCAACGGUCACUUCCGGCGAGCCUUCCGCCGCGUCCUGCUCUGUGGGAAGAGGCAGAGCCGGUUCCCCACCAUGCGCUCCGAGGACUACACCCUCUCCAGCCGCUCCUCAUGCCGACGGGUACAUUCAAACUAUUCAUCACAGGGAAGCAGCAAAAGACAGCAGCUCAAAAUCCAGCUGCAGGAAUUGACAGUAUCGUGAAACGCCGCACGAAACAACAAGGAAUAAUCAGAUCCGUGCGACAGAAAGUCACAAACUAGCACCAAACAAGCACCAGAUCUUAAGGUGUUUUGACUGUAACAUAUGAGCUAACACAACAGAAACAGAGAUUAAAACUCGAGGGUAGCGAGAUCCUUCCCACGCCAAAGAACCGAAUCAAAUCACAAGAUCGUGACUUUAGGGUAAAGGGAUCGCCAAACAACCGAUUGAGAUCACAAGAUCCGGACUUUAGGGUAACGGAAUCACUUCCUCAUCAAACAGCCACAUCAGAUCGCAAGAUGAUUCACUCCCACGCGUCCACAAAACAACCGGAUCAGAACACAAGAUCGGGACUUGCAAUGGAUGGGAGGUAACGGGAUCACACCCAAGCCAAACACCCGGAUUGCAAUUGACUACUACACACCAAACAUUCGGAUCAAAUCACAUGGUCCGGACUUGAGUGUACCUGAAACACUUCCAUGCCAAACAAUCAUGUAUUAGGUCACCAGAUCGGAACUCUGCAUCCUAACUUCAUCAGCUAGAAUUUGGAAGAUUCAUCGGUGAGGACAUCACCUGAUGUUAUCUUUGCUUGAUUAACAAGUGUCUUAGGUGUUAAGUCGUGAACUGAAGUGGCUUGAGACGUUACACGCGUAUUGUAUCAGUUGAUCUAAUUAGUUGAUUUAAUCUGAUUUGUUGUUUAUAUGUAAUGAAUAAUGCACCCAUAAGCCCAUAGAUAUGCUAACCGUCCUGUUAAUGAUGUUCUUUAUUUGCAUGUUCCUGCCCAUGUGGGCUAAAUGCAACACAUCCCAUGAUAGGAUACUACUAAGUACUAUUACAUGUAGUAUUACAAUUGAAUAAACAAUACAUCUGGAGCUAGCACUAUAUCUAACGUUUACAUACCUCUUCCCUUUUCUUAAAACAUAUGUAUACGAACUCACAGAGAUUUUGUUGUACAAUGUUAUCUGUGGUUGUCAUUAUACGUACAAGCAGGUUUUCGUUGGUUAACUCUUUACAUCGUGUAUCUACACUGAGAGCACUGAUGCACUAAUGUGUUAAUGUACUAUCGAUACACAGCCCAUGCACUCCUGUGUCGUACAUGUAAGGUGGCUAAAUAGAGCAUGAAUUCGAAGUUGUGACAGGGCCCAGCUGGGCUGAACCAGAUGUUUCUCUUUAAUUACUAUCAAUUUGAGUAAAUCGUUAGCACGAUAGUUUCAGACAGCACAUCAUAACGGCCUUGCCCUCGUUUGUUGUAUCACAGGAAUACGAAUCAGCUAAGAUGUGAUGUUGAGUGUUAUUGUGUGUGUGGCAUCUCAUGUUGGGAAUGGCACACAUGUGCCGUAUGUGCUGUACAGAUGACUUGUUGCCAAUAUUGUUGUCUGACAAUAUUGUUAAUUAAUUUUUUUCUGUGAAAGGAUGAUCGUGA
This is a messenger RNA of Branchiostoma floridae (Florida lancelet), 2700 nucleotides long. Its product is annotated as alpha-1A adrenergic receptor-like. The transcript has 2 exons. Gene Ontology annotation, cellular component: membrane. Gene Ontology annotation, biological process: phospholipase C-activating G protein-coupled receptor signaling pathway; cell-cell signaling; adenylate cyclase-activating adrenergic receptor signaling pathway. NCBI's taxonomy places the organism in Eukaryota, Metazoa, Chordata, Leptocardii, Amphioxiformes, Branchiostomatidae. The coding region runs from base 21 to 1280 and encodes 419 amino acids. Gene Ontology annotation, molecular function: alpha1-adrenergic receptor activity. The record is from RefSeq and is a predicted model, not a curated record.